AUGUGGAAGAAGCUAAGGGCUCCAGAUAAUAAAGGUUUCAGAGAAGGUUGUAUUCUAUCGCCGAUUUUAUUCAACAUCAUUCUGGACUACAUACUGAAAAGACUGGACAGGCUUGAGGAUCUUGAAAAAAGCGUGGCCCCGCUGGAUACGCAUGAUGCAGAAUAUGCAGAUAAGACAUAUCUAAUGUCUAAAUGUUUUCUGAUGAUAAUCAUUGAUAACAAUAUUGAUAACAGUAUUCUAGAUUAUAGAAAACAAGUAAAACAGGCACAAUACGCAAAAAUGUACAUUUACGUUUACAAAAAUGGAAUAAAACUGAAUAAAAAUAAAAGUAUCAAACCGGGAUUGGUAUGA
Messenger RNA from Helobdella robusta, 351 nucleotides. RefSeq lists its product as hypothetical. Bases 1 to 351 code for a protein of 116 amino acids. NCBI's taxonomy places the organism in Eukaryota, Metazoa, Annelida, Clitellata, Rhynchobdellida, Glossiphoniidae. The transcript is spliced from 2 exons. The record is from RefSeq and is a predicted model, not a curated record.